AUGGAGACUCAACAAUCUGUGAUUUUCAAUCUCAUCGCGCAAAUGGACGGCAUGGUCAACAUUGGACUGGCCAAAGACUCCAAAGAGAUCGCGGCGGCGAGUAAGCGCGAUAGCUCCGCCAUGAAGAUUGUCGCGGUGCUCACGACGGCUUUCCUACCUGGCACAUUCAUGGCGACAUUCUUUGCAAUGCCCCUCUUUAACUGGUCCGAAACCUCAAUUAACAACGUCGCUAACAAGCAUUUCUGGAUCUACUGGGCCGUCACCGGUCCUCUCACGGUUGCUGUUGUUGCAGGGGUCGCUUCGUGGGCGUUCUUGCAGAGACGCCGUGCUGAACGUGUGGCGCAGCUCGCCAGGAGGGGUACGGGGAUUGGAUUUGCAAGCGAUGACGAGAUGGAAGGUACGGGUGCCGCCUUGACCAAAAGGCGUGGUAGGGGUUGGUUCGGGAUACGCUGA
This is a messenger RNA of Aspergillus calidoustus, 453 nucleotides long. The record is from the annotation of a GenBank genome assembly. NCBI's taxonomy places the organism in Eukaryota, Fungi, Ascomycota, Eurotiomycetes, Eurotiales, Aspergillaceae.